UCGAAAGCCAUAACAUGGUCAAUCAAUGGAGCUAUGUCUUCCUGCUCAUUUCGCUGGCAUCGCUGCAGUCCUCCCUUGGAAAGCCCAUGGGCACAGUUAUAGACUUGGAUGCCUACUUUGAGGACGCGGAUGGCAGCUCGCAGGAGCGCGUGGUGGGCGGCUACGAUGUGCCCGAUGAUGAGUAUGUGCCCUACCAGGUAUCGAUGCAGUUUCUCACGAAGAGUGGGAAGAUGCGCCACUUCUGCGGUGGCUCCCUGAUCGCCCCCAACAGAGUCCUAACGGCGGCACACUGCGUCAAUGGACAGAAUGCGAGCAGGAUUAGUGUGGUGGCAGGCAUUCGGGACCUCAACGACGACAGCGGCCAACGCGCCCAGGUGCAAUCGUACGAGAUGAACGAGAACUACGUGGAGUUGGUGACCAGCGACAUAGCUAUACUGAAAAUCGAUCCUCCCUUCGAGAUGGACGACAAACGCGUUAGCACCAUCGAUGUGAGCAGCAGUGACCUGGUCGGAGCCGAUCAGGAGGUGAUGCUCACUGGCUGGGGAUCUGUUUUUCAUUUCGGCACCGGACCCUUUGCCAAGUAUCCAACCAUACUGCAGAAGCUGUCCUACAAGACGCUAGACAAUGCUAAAUGCAAGGAGACUAUGACGCAGCUGACGGAUACGGAGAUUUGUGCUCUGGAAAGGUUUGGCAAGGGCGCCUGCAACGGCGAUUCGGGUGGACCUUUGGUCAUGGCUAACGGCGACUCUCUUAAGCAGGUGGGCGUCGUCUCAUAUGGCACCGCUUUCUGCGCCUCCAACAGCCCCGAUGUCUACACUCGCGUCUCCAUGUUUAAUGCUUGGAUCAAGGAGCGCAUGGCCUAGGCCG
Drosophila navojoa is the source of this 867-nucleotide messenger RNA. RefSeq names its product chymotrypsin-1. NCBI's taxonomy places the organism in Eukaryota, Metazoa, Arthropoda, Insecta, Diptera, Drosophilidae. Gene Ontology annotation, biological process: proteolysis. Gene Ontology annotation, molecular function: serine-type endopeptidase activity. The record is from RefSeq and is a predicted model, not a curated record.